AUGGGAGAAGAUGAGCUGAAUGAAAAGGUCCCGGGAGAAGAUCAACACAGGCCUGAUUUGUCCACGACCUCUCCAGAGCCAUCCGUUCGCCCCGUAUCGUCGAUUUCGGAACCGGAAGUUAUCAACGAUGAUGACCAACAUGACGCAACCUCAGGCGAUAGGCCCGACCCAGCCUCAGAACGAUUCGACCCCGAGAACCUCACUCGCCAACCCAGCGGCCCGGCCUACAGUGUAAUAGCCCUGUCAACAAAACGAGGGAUCACCUUGAUGGCCACCGUCGCCUGCUUCAUCUCGCCCAUGUCGGCAAACAUCUACUACCCGGUUCUGGCCCCAAUCGCUGAUGACCUGGGUGUUUCCAUAGCUCUCGUUAAUCUGACGGUCACCUCCUACAUGAUCCUCCAGGCCAUCUCCCCAACCAUCUUUGGCGACUUUGGCGACAUGGCUGGCCGCCGUCCGGCGUUCCUUGUGGCAUUUAGCAUAUACCUCGUUGCCUGCGUCGGUCUGGCUCUGCAGCGUAACUACGCCGCUUUGCUGGUCCUGCGAAUGCUGCAGAGUGCCGGAAGUAGCGGUGCGAUUGCACUGGGGUUCGCCAUGGUUGCUGAUAUCUCUAUGAGCUCUGAGCGGGGUAAGUAUAUGGGCAUCGUCGGGGCCGGAAUUAACGUCGGCCCAACCAUCGGUCCUGUUCUCGGCGGCGUCCUAACCCAGUACUUUGGCUGGGCCUCCAUCUUUUGGUUCUGUGUGGUACUAGUCGGGCUGUGGAUCGUACCAUAUGCCCUCUUCAUCCCAGAAACCUGCCGCAACGUUGUCGGCAACGGCUCUCUCCCGGCCCAGCCUUGGAACCGGCCCGUUGUUGACCUCAUUCGCCGCCGACGACGCAGGAACGCCGCCGAUGCCAACGCCCUAUCCCGGAGCGCAUCCACCGCAACAGCUGCCCAGCCAAAGGGCAAGCUCCAAUUCCCGAACCCUAUCCGCUCCGUGAAGAUCAUCUUCGAAAGGGAAAUGGGUCUCAUGCUCGCGUACAACAGCCUGCUCUACGUAGCCUUCAUCUGUGUCACCGCGACCCUUGGCACACUGUUCCGUGAGAUCUAUGGAUUCAACGAUCUGGAGCUGGGCCUGUGCUACCUGCCCUACGGUGCAGGCUGCGUUGUCGCCAGCGUCGGGCAGGGCUACGUCCUCGACUGGAACUAUCGCCGCCUCGCCCGAAAGAUCGGCUUUACGAUCGACCGCCGACGGGGCGACGACCUGAGCAAGUUCCCAAUCGAAAAGGCCCGCCUGCAGCCCGUCUAUCCGGCUGUUGCCAUUGGUCUCGUUGCGCUAGUAGCAUACGGAUGGGUCUUGCAGAUUGAGACCAGCGUCGCCGUUCCGUUAGUUUUGCAGGGUGUUAUCGGACUAACGAUCACGGGGUCCUUCAACAUCAUGAAUACGUUGAUUGUGGACCUGUUCCCAGAUGCCCCCGCAACAGCCACGGCGGCCAACAACCUGGUGAGGUGUGCCAUGGGUGCCGUCGGCACAGCCGUUAUCGACUACAUGAUCUCUGGCAUGGGGAGGGGGUGGUCGUUUACGUUUCUGGCUGCCUUGUGCGCGGUGCUGAGCCCGAUGAUGUUUUUAAUCGCGAAGAAAGGUCCUAGAUGGAGGAAUGAGAGACGGACGAGGAGUGAUGCUUCAUGA
Colletotrichum graminicola M1.001 is the source of this 1668-nucleotide messenger RNA. Its product is annotated as major facilitator superfamily transporter. The record is from RefSeq and is a predicted model, not a curated record. Bases 1 to 1668 code for a protein of 555 amino acids. The transcript has a single exon. Gene Ontology annotation, molecular function: transmembrane transporter activity. Lineage: Eukaryota; Fungi; Ascomycota; Sordariomycetes; Glomerellales; Glomerellaceae. Gene Ontology annotation, biological process: transmembrane transport.